This is a messenger RNA of Ixodes scapularis (black-legged tick), 3002 nucleotides long. RefSeq lists its product as uncharacterized. Bases 93 to 806 code for a protein of 237 amino acids. The transcript has 6 exons. Lineage: Eukaryota; Metazoa; Arthropoda; Arachnida; Ixodida; Ixodidae. The record is from RefSeq and is a predicted model, not a curated record.
UUGCUGGUUUCGAGAGUGUACUGGCUGGCGCAAAAAUUCGUCUCUGGCGUCUCCAGGCGUCUCCGCGCUCUUUUAUCGGCGGGCUACCGAUCAUGGCUAAAAAGAACGCUGAAAAGGUGAAGCGGCUUGCCAAGGAAGUCCUCCGAAGCAUCGAGAACACCUCUGCGAAAUCGCGCAUCUGCAAGAAGUCUCCGGCAGCUCUUACGGAAGAGAAAGAGAAAAAGGAGGACGCCGUCGUGGAGGUGAUUGAGAGCAUGGACAGCCCAGGGAGGGACCCUGCGUCAACCCCAUUCCUACGUCGCAGACGGCGUGCUCCGUCGAAGCGCCAAAGCAACGAAGCGGCAACUGCUGGAGCAAGCCACGCCGAUCUCGAGACCUCUGGCACGGUGCCGCGUCAGCGCGAGAGAUUGACGCCAUCACCCAUGCAUACCUCGUUUUCUGCGGCAGGAGGUUGUUCUUGGGACGGUGCAUCUUCCCCUUUCGGAGAGUCUCCAAUCCGUAAACGCAAGAGAGGCACCGCGGUGUGGAGUCCCGAGCUGUCUGUGCGGCGCGUGAGUCGGACGUACAGCCGAACUCCGGUGCGCGGGGCGCGUCGAGCACUCAACCUCUUCGAAGAUCCAGAGGAUGGGGCAGCCGUGACGGACCUCUUGGAAGAGCCGUUGACGUCAAAGGUCAAGAGGCAAGCCAAGAAGGCGACGCCUUCCAAGCUGCCGGACAAGAAGCGCAAGGCUGCUUUCGACGAGUGGGCAGACAAAAAGGCGGCGGAGUUCGACGAGAUCCUCCAGUUUGAGCUGACCUUCGGUUGACCUCGGAGGGUCUGUCGCCACCGACAGCGAGGCGCCAAAGAAGUGGCACGCCUUCUCUGUUUGGUCUGCACGGAGAUUCGUGGUUCCGGUGAACAAGUCGGUCACUACCUGGCGUGAACUAUUUUGUGCCACAUUGUCGGAGCUAGCACAGCUUCCGCAGUGCUGUUGCCCGAACCGAUACGAGAGCACGUGGCUUUGUCUCGAGUGUCAAUUGUACCCGCUCUCGUGCAAAGGAGACGCACCGGAGCACAGCAGAAGCUACGCUGGCCUAAAAAAUGUUGCGUAAAAUAAUUGACGCCGUGUACGGAGGCGCGUUGUGGCAACAUCGGUGGCGACUUUGUCAACCAAACAAGUGAUUUCGGUGCGAGGUCAACAAGUGUGAAGUGUGAAGGAGUGCUUUAUUUAUACCGACUUAACAAUGCACAGAGUGCUGCAUUUAUGGAGGCCUGUAACUACGAUUUUCUCAUGUAUUUGUUGCUAAAUUUGUUUUGUGUUGAAGAAGCAAUGCAUUCCUUUUUUAUGUGUGAGUUUUGUUUUUUUCCCUUCAGUAUGAAUAUUAGGAGCGGGCUCGUUUUGCUCACCUUUUUAUUUUUAAUGUACCCAUUGAACAAGGCACUGGACUGUGCUUUGGCAGGCUGCUUGCGCGAAUGCCCGAACAGAAACAUUUUGCUAAGAGCUCCGCAUUUACACUUGUCAAAUCAGUUUUACAGGUUCCCUUUUAUAAUUUUACAAGGGAACGAUACAAAAGACAUAUUUCCUAGCACAGAGUGCUUGUUAUGCCAGAGUCCGACUAGAGCGACAAACAGAAACAAAAGACAGCGACAAGCUACAAACAGAUGCAGCAUGCUCGCGAUGGUACCUUUGCAGGUGUUUAGUCGUUCGGUGCUCGACAAGUAAGCACGAGUGAUUGCAAGCCUGCCAAGGAUAGCCUUGCGUGCAUGAUGCUUGUGUUUGAGCAUAGCCUCCUUUAUUCUACAAAGCCUGUCGAAUUGCGAAAGACUCCGGUUUGAGGCUUGUAAUUGUGGUUUGUUUCCAUUUGUCGCUCUAGUGGGACUCUGGCAUUAUGCAUCAAGACAAGCAUCCAGGCCGACAACUGUGCAAAGUCUGGCUAUGCUUUCUGGCUGUUCAACAUUGCUUGAAAGACCUGGGCACUAAGAAUUUAUACAUUUCUUUCAAGUCUGUAUUUAGUUUACGGGCUGGCAAUCCAACAGUUUCAGUUUGCACUGAUGUUCAAUAAAAGUGCCUCAGAUUUAACUUAAGAGCAUAUAUAUACCUUAUAGGACUUCCUUGCUAUGUUAAAACACCGCAUACUUUGAACAGGCAGGUCACAGAUAUAAUCAGUACCUCUUAUGCCAAGUUGAGUAGUUCAGCUGUUCGAUUCUGGGCAAUACCUUGUUUUAGGGGCAAACAUGUCCUCAAUACUUGAAUGGAGUGUUUUUUCAUUUCUGCUUGCAACCAAUUUAGAAGCUCUCAGUUGGUUUGUGCGUUGUAUCAUCUAAUGGAUUUGUGUUGCAAAUAGUGACCUUUAUUUUUGUGUUUUGUCUACCAAUAUUGUAUGGAAAAAAAAGCAGAGUGAUCGUCAAACUGCAGCUCCUAUUUAUUUUGGCUACUGAAAGCUAUCUGUUGCCAUUGCCUUCAACUGACUCAGAUUUUCCCACAGUAGACUGGACUGUGAGAAGCUCUAAAAAACACUUGCUCUAUCAUAGCUUCUUUUAAGUUUUAUGAUUAUUUUUAACGCCUUUUUAAAGAAGCACAUACCCAUUCUGUUUUGCUUUUCUAAGCAUAGCCUCUUGUAACACAAAUGUCUGAAAUUCAUACUUUUAUCAUAGCACCCACAGUUUGUACAUUUUGCAAUGGGUAUCGCACGAUAUAAAGGAGUAAGAAUUAUUCGGUUUCAGUGUUUAUGUAGUAAAUGUUUGUUGACAAAUCUUUCCAUGUAUUUUGCGAUGCCUUGUCUCGAGCAGACUGAACCGUUGGGGCUAUUAAAGUAUGGAUGGGGAUUUUGCUUCCCUGGUGUGUACCUGACUAUAUAAAAAAAAGAAGGAUAUAGAGCUUAAUAUUGAAAGGUCGAAGCUUAACAUGUCACAAGGUCGAAGCUUUUUCACUUGAAACAAACCUUGAAUUUGGAGAUGAAGCCGUUUGAUACGAGUGAGCAUUAUUUCUCUCCCUUUCGGAAAUAAAACAUUCAAACUUACA